This is a messenger RNA of Miscanthus lutarioriparius, 516 nucleotides long. The record is from the annotation of a GenBank genome assembly. NCBI's taxonomy places the organism in Eukaryota, Viridiplantae, Streptophyta, Magnoliopsida, Poales, Poaceae.
AUGGCGUCCUUCUCCACCGCGCUCCUCCCCGGCGCCGGCCUGUCCCUCCUCCGCGCGCCACCCGUGUUCCGCGUCACCGCCUCUUCCUCGGGCUCGGGGAGCAAGAAGAAGAGCAAGAAGCCCAAGAGCGGCAGCAAGGGCAAGGACACCAAGGCGCUGGAGCCUCCGGCGCCCGUGGUCCGCCGCGCGCCGGCGGGCAGCGCGCCCAUCUUCCAGCAGCAGCAGGAGGCGGCGUCCAAGGCCGGGGGCGCCGGUGGGAAGGGGCCCACGGAGGAGGAGCUGCGGCAGCGGCAGGCCAACGAGAACGCUUUCCUCCUCGCCUGGCUGGGCCUCGGCAUCAUCAUCCUUGUGGAGGGCAUCGCGCUCGCCGCCUCCGGUUUUCUACCAGAGGAAUAUGACAACUUCUUUGUCAAGUACCUUUAUCCAUCAUUCACUCCAACAGUUGUUCUGUUUUUGGCUGGUACGGUUGGAUAUGGUGUACUCAAAUACUUUGAAAGUGAGAAAAGUAAAAGCUAG